Molecule: messenger RNA, 916 nt
Organism: Cucumis sativus (cucumber)
Lineage: Eukaryota; Viridiplantae; Streptophyta; Magnoliopsida; Cucurbitales; Cucurbitaceae
Product: cyclin-dependent protein kinase inhibitor SMR3
Exons: 1
Coding region: 283-663 (126 amino acids)
Biological process (GO): regulation of DNA endoreduplication
Source: RefSeq, a predicted model, not a curated record
UUCUCUCUCUCUCUCUAUAUGGAAACACCUUGAGAGCUAAAAUCCAAAGCAAUUGAAAAUCACAAGACAAAGAGCAAAAACAUGUAGUGGCUUUGAUAAUUAUAUAUCCUUUCUUUCAAAUCUCAUAUUUUCUUUUCUCUUUUUUCUUUUUUCCCCUAUUAUAUAUCAUCACCAUCCAAAAUUUUCUUUUCCUCAGCAUCUCCUCUCUCUAAAUCUCUCAAAUUUUUUUUUUUAAAUUAAAAAAAGAAAUCCAUGCACCUAUAAUUAUUAUUUGAAUUGAAAAUGGGUCUCUUCAAUUCAAGUAUUUUGCUCUCGGAAAAUGAUGUAAACUCCAUGGAAUUCACUUUUCUUUUGAGAUAUGUCAACUCCAAAGAAGAUGAUCAAGAAGAAGAUGGACAAGAGGAGACAUUAAAUGGAGGAAGAAGCAACUCAGUUGAAGAUGAUGAUAAUGGGUUCAAAACUCCAACAUCUUUGGAGCAUAAAAUUCCCACAAGUCUUCAGUGUCCGAUGGCGCCGAGGAAACCAAAACCUCGACGGUUGACGAAGCGGAAGGCCGUGGAACGACACCGGUUGUUGCUGGAUCUGUCCUCUGAGAUUCAGUCUUUGUUUCCAGCUGAGUUUCUUGUAGGCCUUGGUGGUAAGAUCAAGAGGGUUAGACAAUAAAAGAAACUGAAAAAAACUUUGAUCCAUAACUUUUUACAUAAAAAGAUAUGUACUGUACUACCUAUUUUUCUUUUUCUUUUCUCUUGGGUUUUCUCAGUUCUUAAAAUUGAUAUUGUAGAAAUUAAUAUCUGUGCUUAGAUAAUGAUCUUACCUCCGGCUGACUCUCUUCUCCGGCAGCGGCGAGGUGCAACUUUGUUAGCUUAAAAUUAUCUGAAAUCUUUAACAUAAUAUCAUAACAAAAUUUAUGAAUGUC